This is a messenger RNA of Castor canadensis (American beaver), 381 nucleotides long. RefSeq names its product C-X-C motif chemokine ligand 9 (gene Cxcl9). Gene Ontology annotation, biological process: immune response; defense response; chemotaxis. NCBI's taxonomy places the organism in Eukaryota, Metazoa, Chordata, Mammalia, Rodentia, Castoridae. Gene Ontology annotation, molecular function: chemokine activity. The record is from RefSeq and is a predicted model, not a curated record. Gene Ontology annotation, cellular component: extracellular region.
AUGAAGAAAAGUGGUGUUCCUUUCCUCUUGGCCAUCGUCUUCCUGGUUCUGUUUGGAGUUCAAGGAACCCCAAUAAUGAGGAAUCUACGUUGUUCCUGCAUUGACACUAAGCAAGAAAUGAUCAACCUCAAAUUCUUAAAAGACCUUAAACAAUUUGCCCCAAGUCCUUCCUGUGAAAUAAUUGAAAUCAUUGCUACAAUGAAGAAUGGUAAUCAAACAUGUCUAAACCCAGAUUCAAUAUAUGUGAAGAAAUUGGUGAAAGAGUGGGAGAAACAGACCAGCCAAAAGAAAAAGCAAAAGAAAGGGAAAAAACAUCCAAAAAUGAAGAAAAUUCAAAAAGCUAAAAAAUCUCAACGUCGUCAUCAAAAGAAGACUACAUAA